Diabrotica virgifera virgifera (western corn rootworm) is the source of this 1413-nucleotide messenger RNA. RefSeq lists its product as uncharacterized. The coding region runs from base 102 to 1277 and encodes 391 amino acids. NCBI's taxonomy places the organism in Eukaryota, Metazoa, Arthropoda, Insecta, Coleoptera, Chrysomelidae. The transcript has 7 exons. The record is from RefSeq and is a predicted model, not a curated record.
GACAGUGACAGUUUAACUGAUUUGUUUGAAAGUGGUUUGAAGGGUUUGAAGAAAGUAUCUUUAUUCUUUGUUUAUAGAGUUUAAUUAAUAUGAUUUAAAUAAUGGAAUCAGAGGCUUAUAUUCAAUGGAAAAGACUCUUUGACGAUAAUGUUUUACAGUCAUAUAAUAAUGAGAAAAAAGAAUUACAAAAUGCGGCUAUGUUGCUUACAGCUUUAAAAACAGAAUUCCAAAAUGUUUCUCGAGUAUUAGAGCUGCAAUUUGAUCGAUUAAAAAGACAAUUAAAAGACAAUACCGAAUUAAAAGAACAAAUUACUUCACCAGGCCAACCAAUUUUACAAUCAAUUCACAAUAGUCCAAAAUUGGAACUUAAGGUGGACUUGCCUAACAAUGAGACUGACCAUAGACCAGUACUAAGUGAUUUGGAGAGCCCUGAUAUCUUUAUAAACCAGUCUUUAAAACCUGUGGAACAAGUAUCUCCCACUUCCGUUAUAGAUCUCUCAAAAUCAGAUGAUGAUACUUCUAUAGAAGACAGCCCUACACUUAUAUCAAAAAGAAAGAAAGAUGUCACAAAAAAAGACAAAAUAGACUGUCUAAAGAAAAACAUUUUUAGGGGCAUUGAUAAAGAAAAUUUUUAUAUUGAGUGUACUCCAGAAGCCAAAUCCCCUAAAAAGAUUGGUAAGAAAAGAGGGACUGUUAAGAAACCCCAGAAAUCAACAAUUACCCAGUUAUUUAAUGAAAUAUCUACAAGAGAAAAAAGCUCUGAACUAACAAAUGUUGUGGAGGAACCAACAGCUACCAACCAAACAUUCCAGGAAUGGAUCAAAGAUGAAGAUGGAUCUGUAAUGGGUAUAACAAAGCUGCUUAGUUUCAUUAAUAAGGAUGAUACUCCCAAAAGUAUAAAAAAUCAAGGAAACCAAAAUGAUGAUGAAAUGGACUCCACGAAUGAAGUCGAUGAAUUUUCAAAAGCAAUAUUGUUUGAAGAUAGCCCAGGGAUGGACUCGUCGCCAUUAAAAAAACGCAAAAUAUCUCCACGUGCAGAACCAGUUGUUCGAGGACAUGCUCGAAAACUAUUAAAUGGUUUUUCUUGUCUACAGUGCCGAGAGUUUUAUGCAGGCAUGAAUUUAAGUCCGACAGAAUUGCAAAAACGGCUGGAUGAAUGUUCCAAACAUCGUUACAAAUAUCAACCACCGGAAGAUACAUAUCCAGGUAUAUGGGACCUGACCAUUCCAGCUGAAAAUAUUAAUAUGAAAAUGAAAGAUGAAAAUAACAUUAAUUAAUACAUAGUAAGUUUUUGAUAGGGUUGCCAUUUAUAAAGAUUUACAUGUUGCCAUAUAAGUAGAAUAUAUUUUUUGUACAGAAAUAAUGUUUAAUACGUUUUAUAUAUUGUGUAAUAAUUAAAUUGAUUUUCGACGA